Messenger RNA from Eucalyptus grandis, 3808 nucleotides. RefSeq names its product pentatricopeptide repeat-containing protein At2g22070. The record is from RefSeq and is a predicted model, not a curated record. Gene Ontology annotation, biological process: RNA modification. The coding region runs from base 125 to 2485 and encodes 786 amino acids. The transcript has a single exon. Lineage: Eukaryota; Viridiplantae; Streptophyta; Magnoliopsida; Myrtales; Myrtaceae. Gene Ontology annotation, molecular function: protein binding; RNA binding; zinc ion binding.
GUUUCGCGCCAACUUUUGUCGGUCGGAACGGUCUCAAUCGACCAUUCGAACGCGGUGCGAUCGUACGUUGUGACGCUUCAUGCGUCGGUGAUUCGUCCCUAAUGUCAUCAAAGAGCGUUCUUUGAUGAUGGGAAUCUCGAACCCACCUCCCGUUCCGUGCCCUUCGGAUUCUUAUGCGUACCUGCUCCAGGCCAGCCUCAAGAACAAGGAUCCGUUCGCCGCGAGAUCGGUCCAUGCUCAGAUCAUCAAGUCGGGUCUGCAUUUCGGGUUGUUCCUGAUGAAUAACCUCAUGAAUUUCUACGCGAAAUCUGAGUUUCGGGACGAUGCGCGUCGCGUGUUCGAUGAAAUGCCUGAGAAGAACACGUCUUCUUGGAACACGAUCCUCUCCAUGUACGCGAAGCAGGGUUUUGUAGAUGCGGCGCAUCGCUUGUUCAGGGAGAUUCCUGAGCGGGACUCUGUUUCUUGGACCGCGAUGAUUGUGGGAUAUAAUCGGGCUUGUCGUUUUGGAGAUGCAGUUCAAUUGUUUGUAGAUAUGUUGCCAGAGAGAGUUUUGCCUACCCAGUAUACUUUGACUAAUGUCCUUGCAUCUUGCGCAGCUGUUAAAGCUUUGAGUGUAGGUAGGAAGAUACAUUCUUCAGUUGUUAAACUUGGGUUGAGUAGCUCUGUUUCCGUGGCGAAUUCUCUCCUUAACAUGUAUGCAAAGUCAGGUGAUAAAAUGACAGCCAAGAUGGUAUUUGAUAGAAUAAAGCUGAAGAACACAUCAAGUUGGAAUGUGAUGCUUUCGAUGCAUAUGCUUUCUGGCCAUCUUGACCUUGCUCUUGCCCAGUUUGAUAGGAUGGACGAAAGAGAUAUUGUCUCUUGGAAUUCAAUGAUUGCAGGCUUCAACCAGCAUGGGCAUGAUGCUGAAGCACUGGAUAUUUUCUCUAGGAUGCUUGAAGAUCGUUCUCUGAAGCCUGAUAAAUUUAGUUUGGCGAGUGUUUUGUCUGCUUGUGCUAAUCUUGAAAAGUUAAGGCUUGGAAAAGAAAUUCAUGCUUACAUGGUGAAAAGUGUGUUUGAUAUGUCAAACGCAGUUGAAAAUGCUUUGAUCUCGAUGUAUGCAAAGUCUGGUGAGGUUGAAAUGGCAAGACGAAUUGUUGAAAAAUCUGGGACUUCAAAUCUGGAUAUGAUAGCUUUUACAGCAUUGUUGGACGGGUAUGUUAAGCUUGGAGAUAUAAAUCCUGCCAGACAGAUAUUUGACUUACUGAUGGAGCGGGAUGUGGUUGCAUGGACAGCUAUGAUUGUAGGUUAUGUGCAGAACGGGCUGAAUGAUGACUCGAUAGAUAUUUUCAAACGAAUGCUUGGAGAAGGCCCCCGACCUAACAGCUAUACUUUAGCAGUUAUGUUGAGUGUAAGUGCAAGUCUGGCUUCUUUAAAUUAUGGGAAACAGAUCCAUGCUAAUGCCAUAAGAAUGCGUGAAUCAUCUUCUGUAUCUGUGAGUAACGCUCUGAUAAACAUGUAUGCAAAAUCUGGAACCAUCAAUGAUGCAAGAAAAGUAUUUGGGUUGGUACAUGACAACAAGGACACAGUCUCUUGGACUUCCAUGGUUAUUGCUUUGGCUCAACAUGGUCUUGGAGAAGAUGCCCUAGAACUGUUUGAGAAGAUGCUCGCAUUAGGGAUAAAACCAGACCAUAUAACUUAUGUUGGCGUUUUAUCUGCCUGUACGCAUAUUGGAUUGGUUGAAAAAGGACACCGAUAUUAUGACAGGAUGCGACAUACGGACAAAAUUGAACCCACCCAGAGUCAUUAUGCCUGCAUGAUUGACCUAUAUGCGCGUGCUGGAUUGCUACACGAGGCCCAAAGGUUUAUUGAGAACAUGCCUAUUGAACCAGAUGUUAUCGCUUGGGGUUCACUUCUGGCUUCAUGUAGAGUGUAUAAAAAUGUGGAACUUGCAAAGUUUGCCUCGGAAAAGCUGCUUAUCAUUGAUCCGGAUAACAGUGGUGCAUACUCAGCCUUGGCAAACUUGUAUAUGGUCUGUGGAAAAUGGGAGGAUGCCGCUAAAGUUAGGAAGUCCAUGAAGGACAGAGGAGUUAAAAAGGAACAAGGAACUAGUUGGGUUCAAAUAAGGAAUGAGGUUCAUGCCUUUGGUGUCGAAGAUGGGCUUCACCCCCAGAAAGAUGCAAUCUACAAGACCAUUGACAAGAUCUGGAAGGAGAUAAAGAAGAUGGGUUUUGUUCCAGACACUGAGUCAGUAAUGCAUGACCUUGAGGAAGAGGUGAAGGAGCAGAUUCUCAGACAUCACAGCGAGAAACUUGCAAUUGCCUUUGGGUUACUCAACACUCCAGAGAACACUACAUUGAGGAUCAUGAAGAACCUAAGGGUCUGUAAUGAUUGCCACUCAGCCAUUAAGUAUAUAGCUAAGCUAGUUGGCAGAGAAAUUGUUGUGAGAGACUCUACUCGUUUCCACCAUUUCCGGGAUGGUACAUGUUCUUGUCGGGACUAUUGGUAGAAGGAGACUGUCGGUAAGAGUUCUGAUGUAAAAGGACUUGUGUUAAAUAUCUGGAUGAUCUUGAAAGAUGUUAAGCAGGUCUGUGGCUGAUGAGUAAUUCUAUCAUGCUGUAAAACCCUGCUUCUACCAUGUGUUGCCAUAUAAGGUGGGGGGAACAGAGGAGGCAGUCUGAUUUGUGCUGAUGCGGAAACUGCAUCAAGGACAUUUUUGGACGGAGAACAAUUUUGGCAGGUGUCUGUUUACUUGUGUGGAGUCAGAAUUAUAUACUGAGACGGUAUAAAUGACAUUAUGCUGUGCUGGUUUUUCCGACAAAUUGUUGGGGAACGGAUCUUGAUGUGCAAGUGAACUGCGCUUGACAUUAAUUGGUUUCGUGGAAAUUGUUAUAUCUAUUGCCUUUUGCUAAAACACUGCUGGCACUUCCAAGUGCCGUGGUAGUAAGUUUUCAGCUCUUCUGAUUAUGACAAGAUUCAUUUCAGUGCCCAUCAAGUUGUAGAAGAAGGAAAUUAAAGGGAAAGGAGAAUAAGAACAAGGCAUCUGAAUAUAAGCACAGAUUCUAUACAGUUGCGCACAUGGCUGCGCAACUUUCCUACUCAUUUUAUGGUGCCAAAUUUUAUAAUGGUCUUGUUCCUGGGAGUUUCAAAACCCAGCUGAAUGAUGCGCGGAGGUCUACCUUUUGUUUAGCUGAAUGGGCUUAACAGCUUAAUGCAGAUUGUAAAUUAAAGUCAAAUUGCUGAGUUCAUGAGGGUUUCUAAUGCAACUCUCAGCAACCUGUCCAAUUUUAAUCCUCAGUCUCCCCCUAAAACGUUGAUUAAUGCGGGGGAGAGAUCGUAGAUGAAAAGUGUUUUUCAAGAAAAUUUGUUUAUAAAGUACAAUUAUUGUGACAUGUUUACAGCUGUUGGUGUGAGGAGGCAAAGUAGGACCAAAGAAAGGUAUGUACAAAAAUUUUGGUAAGUGCUAAGGGGUCAUCAACAACCAUUGGCAAGGGACCCGCCACCCAUGCCUGUUGGGGGCGAGUGGCGACCUAGGACGACUGGUGGCAUCAACAUCUGUGUGUCGCUUACAGAUUAUAAGUCAUCAAUCUUAAGAAACAAGAGUUGUUCAAUUGAUGGGUGGAACUCGAUCUCCAUCAUUGAAUCAUGAGAUAAGGAUUGGUAUUCACCAAAGAUGUAUCUCUACAUCGAAUUAGUUAAGAUGAGAAUGAAUUUCUCUACCGUUAAAUCGUCAAAUGAGAGAAAAUCUCCAUUGUUACGGUUAUAAUUAGAAGAACUCUUGUACAUGUAGGAACCCUCAUCUCAUUUGUGUCAUCCUACAUUUGAGCAAUUA